This is a messenger RNA of Paracoccidioides brasiliensis Pb18, 2100 nucleotides long. RefSeq lists its product as uncharacterized. The transcript has a single exon. Gene Ontology annotation, cellular component: mitochondrion. The record is from RefSeq and is a predicted model, not a curated record. The coding region runs from base 1 to 2100 and encodes 699 amino acids.
AUGUCCCUUACUCUAGGAUCCGCAUUACGGAAACUUAUUAACUUCGGGUAUUUAACUGCACCAAUCCCGCGGGUUUCAUAUUUCGCUUCCUCGAAAUGGAGCUCCACGGUCUGCCGCUCUUACCAUAGAGAUCACGCAUUCCGCAGGCAUCGACGGUUACUCCAUACCUCGCUAGAUACCCCCCCAGGCACAGAUACACCCCCGCAAGCUAUACUCCAGGGUAACAUCUCGAAACUUGACCCUACGUCUCUUCCAUUGUCAUGCCCUGGCUGCGGCUCAUUUUCGCAAUGGGUCACUCCCGACGAAGCUGGUUUCUACUCUCUUAGCAGGAAUGCUGUAAAGGAGUAUAUGCGUUGCUUCUCUCCUGAUCCUGAAGAAUGCAGCUCUGCAGCUGAAGAUGUGCGAUCGAGCAACAAUGAUGUCAGCAUUAUCAAUGAUGCGCCGGCCGAAAAUGGACUGACCGAACAAUCUGCGACUGGGCUCGAAGGCAAGGGGCGAUCUACCUCAACUCCCUUGAAUAACCCGCACCCAGCUAACAUAACAUCUCCUAUAGGCACACCACCGCCAAGUGAUAUAAAGGUGCCAUUCUGCGACAGAUGUCACAAUCUCCUAAACCAUGGCCUUGCAUCUCCCAUUCCCUACCCAUCAUUAUCAUAUAUCGAAGACAUUCUGGCCGAAUCACCAUUCAAGCACAACCAUGUCUAUCACAUUAUAGAUGCCGCAGACUUCCCCAUGUCACUGAUCCCUAAUAUUGGACGAAUCCUCUCCCUGGCGAAGAUGCGCUCUCAAAACCGAAGAGCGAAAACCAUACAGUACGGUGGCGGGACUAGAAAACCCUCUCUUAGCUUCAUAAUUACACGUUCUGAUCUCCUUGGCUCCCAGAAGGCAUUCGUGGACCAUCUCAUGACCUUUAUAUUGAAAGUUAUGCGUGAAGCACUAGGUUCCAAAGGGAAAUAUGUGCGUCUGGGGAACGUGCACAUGGUUAGCGCGCACAGGGGCUGGUGGACGAAGGAUAUCAAGGACAAAAUCUGGGAAGAAGGAGGGGGUGUUUGGAUGGUUGGGAAAACAAACGUGGGGAAAAGUAACCUGCUCCAAGUUGUUUUCCCAAAAUCCCCUAGAGCUCUACCUCCUCCCAAACUAUCUUCCAGCAGGAGGUUCGACGGGAGUUUACAACUCAACAGGCGGAAUAUGAAUCUCACCGACUCCACCGCGCACUACAAUGAACUACCUCUUCCAGGAGAACUUAAAGACCAGGACCCCGACCAGAGCGGCAAAACUAUUCAAGAAGUUGACGUCCUCCUACCGCCCCCCCAGAAAGUAACUCAGUACCCCGUUUUCCCCAUUGUCUCUUCCCUCCCUGGAACCACAGCGUCCCCAAUCCGCAUCCCUUUUGGCAGAAAAAGAGGUGAAGUAAUCGACCUCCCCGGCCUCGCCCGUGGUGGCCUAGGAGAUUUUGUCAAAGACGACUAUAAACCAGACCUAAUCAUGAAAAAGCGCAUAAAACCCGAACGUCUGACACUGAAACCCACACAAUCUCUCGUCCUCGGUGGAGGACUCGUCCGCAUCACACCCGCUGAUGCAGACAAAUUCAUCAUUCUUGCCGCACCAUUUGUCCCCAUACAACCACACGUGACGUCGACUGAAAAGGCAAUUCUCAUGCAAGCAGAGCAGCGUGACGUGCCCAACGUCCCGAGAAUCGCCAAGGAAGGAAUUGCAGAAUCCAUACAAUCUGCUGGUGUAUUUGAGAUUAAGGGGGAUGUUACGAAGACGUAUGGCAAACCAACAUCGCUGCCAUUGGAUAGGAAGCGAAAGAAACUGCUAAAUACGUUACCGUAUCGGGUUCUGUCGACGGAUAUUCUAAUUGAAGGGUGCGGGUGGGUGGAGCUCAUUGUGCAAGUGCGCAAGAAGGAUCUGGAAGCUGGGUUUAUGCCGAAGGUUGAGGUAUUUACUCCAACGGGGAAGUUUGUGGGAAAUCGAAUGCCUAUGUGUGCGUAUUCUUUUUUGCUUGAGAAACAGCAGAGAUCUGCCAAACGUCGGACAAAAAGGCCGAUGAGGAGUAUGAAGAGGGCUAAGCGGUCUGCCAAGCGGUCAGGCGAUUAA